AUGGAGGAAUUCAAGGACAAACCUUCUCAAGUUAACAGAUUCCUGUUGGGUGGAAUGGACGAUCUUAACAUUGUUGAAUGGAAAAAGAAAAGAAAAUUACCGGGUGAUCAGUUGGAUUUGCUUAGACCAAAACAUAAAUGCUGGGUUGGAAGUUACUCCCCUGGACAUGCUUCAAUGUUUGAUGAAACUCCAGUUUUAGAGGGCAUUCACAACCACACUGGUGAAAGGUCCGAACCUGAAUCUGCCAAAGACAGCAAUAGUUUUAUGGAAGACUGUGAUACUGCCAUGUCUGUAAAUGAAGAAGCCAAACAUGAGACAGAUUGUGAAAAUUCAUACUUAUGUGUAAAUAGGGUAAGCUAUAUCGAGGAGGAGGCAUUUGUUGAUAGUGAGUGCAUUCCACCUUAUGAUGAUACUGAUGCGCAAGCUUUGAACAAUGAUGAGGAACACCAUAUGAGGAUAGGAGGCUUUUCAGGUCAUGAAUGCUCUGAACAUGUUAAAGACAGCAAUGAGUACACACUAGAUAAGGAAUUGGAAGAUUUUCUUUUCUCCAGUGGGGUGGAUCCUAAUGUAUACGUCCUUUCAUCCGGAAGAUGGAAUGUAAAUCAAGAAGCUCAAUCAAGCUCAAGACCACCAACAAUUGAUCAAGAGUUUGAGGAGUACUUUUCUAUGCUUAUGCUCUAG
Molecule: messenger RNA, 681 nt
Organism: Sphenostylis stenocarpa
Lineage: Eukaryota; Viridiplantae; Streptophyta; Magnoliopsida; Fabales; Fabaceae
Source: the annotation of a GenBank genome assembly